Messenger RNA from Talaromyces rugulosus, 1179 nucleotides. RefSeq lists its product as uncharacterized. Bases 1 to 1179 code for a protein of 392 amino acids. Gene Ontology annotation, cellular component: cytoplasm. Lineage: Eukaryota; Fungi; Ascomycota; Eurotiomycetes; Eurotiales; Trichocomaceae. The record is from RefSeq and is a predicted model, not a curated record. Gene Ontology annotation, molecular function: flavin adenine dinucleotide binding; electron-transferring-flavoprotein dehydrogenase activity. The transcript has a single exon.
AUGUCCUCCAAACGUGUUUCCGUCAUUGUCAUCGGAGCCUCCCAUGCAGGCUUAGGAGUCAGCCACAAAUUACUCCGGCAGACUUCCAAAGUAUCAGUAACACUGAUCAACCCAUCAGACGAGUACUACUUCAACAUCGCCACGCCCCGAUUUCUCGUCAAACCCGAGAGUCUACCGCCGAGCAAGUACCUCUACAGCAUCCCCGAGACCUUUAACGAAUAUCCUAAUAGCUACUUCACUUUGGUUAAGGGACUUGUCACCAAAAUAGAUUAUUUGAACAAGUCGGUAUUAGUAAAUACGGGCGAAAACCAAUCCACAAAGGGCGACGAUAUUAUAGUCACCUUCGAUUAUCUCGUGAUUGCAUCCGGUAGCACAACACCAGCUACACUCGGACAGGGCAGUUUGAAACUCCCUUUUAAGGCGACUGCAUUUGAAGAUACCAGGAACGCUAUUUCCGAGGCACAGAAGAAGCUUCAAGCGGCAACACGAAUUGUUAUUGGCGGUGCAGGUCCGUUGGGAGUCGAACUCGCUGGAGAACUGGCCGAAGCAUCGGGCUCGAAAAAAACCAUAACUUUAGUCUCCAAGACUCGUUCAUUAUUGGAUGAGGCAACGGAGACUGUACAAAGAACCGCCGAGUCACUCUUAAGACGCAAGGAUAUCGAGAUCCUGAAAAAUGUCACAGUCGACAAGGCGGAGCAGGAUCUUGAGACGAAGAGCUGGACAGUAACAUUAUCCACCGGUCGAACAAUUGAGGCAGAUGAGUAUAUCUCCACAACAGGAGUAAUUCCAAACAACGAGUUCAUCCCCAAAAGUUUCUUGAACCAUGAUGGCUGGGUCAAUGUGGAUGAGAAACUAAGAAUCGUGGAAGACGGAACCAGUCGGAGUGACACCUACGCAGUCGGCGACAUCACUUGCCAUCCUUAUCGACUCCUCUCCAGGGUCUCACUUCAAGGAGCGACCGUGGCGUCGAAUAUCGCUGCAUGUAUCGAGAAAGACACCUGCCCGGCUACAUACUCUGUCGAAGCCCAGAGAAAAAUGAUGGUAGUCCCUGUUGGACAGUCAACGGGUACGGGACACUUGGGCGGAUGGACACUUUGGGGAUGUCUCGUGUGGUUCUUCAAGGGCAAGGAUUUCUUGACGUAUGAAGCACCAAAAUUUCUGCGAGGCAAAAUGCAGUGA